AUGUUUCAUCCAAUAUCCUUGACAACGCAAUCAGAAGAAGCAUCAUGUAACACGUGUGGUAAGACAGUUCCCAUAGCAACACUGACAACAUGGCUGGAGAUGUGUGGAGUAGACUACCAAGAGUGGGACGACACUGAGAUUAACAAACCUUACAGGAGAGCAGAGCAGACGUUUGAGAAACAGGACCACAGAGAACGAAAGUUUUUUGAGUGGAGCCGCGCACACGGACUGAGUGACGACACUGUCUUCACCCUACUCUCCUACAAUAUUAAGAGGAUAUCAUCACUUAGGAACACUCCGGUAGACUUUCUUGAUGAGAUGGAACUCUCCAAGGGCCAGAAGAUUAUACUCCGAUCCCUCAUGAUUGACGAUUGGAGCUGUUCAUUCUGUGGCACGUACCACACUUCUCCUAAAAAUAGCUGCAGUCUCUCCUCACGACGACCAGGGCCCUCAACCCCCGCAAUACACGAGAGAGGGGGGUCUCUCAAGUCUAGACCGGAGAAACAGAGUAUUACCCCGGGGAAGUACCCGAUCAGGGCCUGCAGAACCGGCAGUGUCAUGCAGAGUCCCAGAUGUAACAGUCUCCCGGAUGAGGAGUACUUUGACAAUAACGACUACGAUUCAGAGCUGGACGAGGACCCGCUAGAGGCGGUGCUCAAGAGAGGUCGGAGAAACACGACCGGUCAGAACUUUGGUUACUUGAACUGUCAUCCUAAAUACUGGGCAGAUAUCCUGCCUGUCCCUAGCAAACUCAUCAAGAUGCUCUGAAUACUGGGCAGACAUCCUGCCUGUCCCUAGCAAACUCAUCAAGAUGCUCUGAAUACUGGGCAGAUAUCCUGCCUGUCCCUAGCAAACUCAUCAAGAUGCUCUGAAUACUGGGCAGAUAUCCUGCCUGUCCCUAGCAAACUCAUCAAGAUGGUCUGAAUACUGGGCAGAUAUCCUGCCUGUCCCUAGCAAACUCAUCAAGAUGCUCUGAAUACUGGGCAGAUAUCCUGCCUGUCCCUAGCAAACUCAUCAAGAUGCUCUGAAUACUGGGCAGAUAUCCUGCCUGUCCCUAGCAAACUCAUCAAGAUGCUCUGAAUACUGGGCAGAUAUCCUGCCUGUCCCUAGCAAACUCAUCAAGAUGCUCUGAAACGCGCCUACAGAUAUCCUGCCUGUCCCUAGCAAACUCAUCAAGAUGCUCUAAAUACUGGGCAGAUAUCCUGCCUGUCCCUAGCAAACUCAUCAAGAUGCUCUGAAUACUGGGCAGAUAUCCUGCCUGUCCCUAGCAAACUCAUCAAGAUGCUCUGAAACGCGCCUACAAAUGAAGUACAGAUAUCCUGCCUGUCACUAGCAAACUCAUCAAGAUGCUCUGAAACGCGCGUACACAUGAAGUUAAUGCAAUCGUUUUUUUUCCUGCUUGAAAGCUUAAAGUAGCGGAUUUUUGAAGGAACUGCUAUAGUCUAUACUAGCACUUUGAACACAGGAGUUGAAUACCACAAGAUCAAGAGGUUGUGUUUCAAAGAGAAUGAGAAGUUUCUUAAAGAGACCAGACAGUGAGUCCAUGAUGAGUCCAAAAUGGCUUAGCAAUAUUAGAUGAGAUCGUUGAUAUGAUUAAUUUCCAGAUCAGUCAGCAUACAUGUCUGAAUGAUUGGGGCUACAGACAGUUUUAUAGUUCAAAACACUAGUUUGAAGACAUCAUUGAGUGGUUUGAUUGAUUGUUUUUGAUAUAUAGAUAGUUAACAUGAUUAUUUAAAUUUUUA
Messenger RNA from Bolinopsis microptera, 1742 nucleotides. RefSeq lists its product as uncharacterized. The coding region runs from base 1 to 768 and encodes 255 amino acids. The transcript is spliced from 5 exons. The record is from RefSeq and is a predicted model, not a curated record. Lineage: Eukaryota; Metazoa; Ctenophora; Tentaculata; Lobata; Bolinopsidae.